This is a messenger RNA of Mycena citricolor, 1210 nucleotides long. The record is from the annotation of a GenBank genome assembly. NCBI's taxonomy places the organism in Eukaryota, Fungi, Basidiomycota, Agaricomycetes, Agaricales, Mycenaceae.
UUCACAUCCGGGAGUGAUGAUCGAGUGUGGGAGAUCAUCAGUUGAUGCGUGCGUCUCGGCCGAUAAGGUCCGAUUCGGCUUGCCCUCUACUCUCAUUGUCUGGCCUUGUAGUUUCCAAUGCACACUUUCCCGUUUAUCCUCAAGAUUUGGAGCACACUUGGGCCGCUGUACAGUAGCUCGUGAAUCACGGCCUCCUUUGCCGACGGUAGAACCUCGACGCCGUACAAUGGGAAAGAGGACGCCGCUCAUUUGUCGCCAAGGAGUGCAUUCCAGGGGCCGAAUCUGCACACGCACAAAGGCGUGAUGACCCUUCCUUUCGUCAUGUCUGGCCACAUGCGGCCGUCCAAGCCAAAUGCGACUCGAUGGAAUACCGCGUCUCCGAGUGCAUCUCACCUUUAAUGCCCUGCAUUGCUGGCCACGGCAUGCGACCCUCCAGGGUGCACAGCUCCCAAUCUAUCCCUCUCUCAUUCUCCGCACCCAAAAGCGGUCUAAUCUUGCGCCGGAAUAGGUCGUUAAUGGCCAUGCUGUGCCAGUUCAUCGCGGUGGUACGACUCGUAUUUGGGAUUUACGAGGUGCUCAGCAAUGUGCACCGUGAAUUGCGCUACGGUUUUGGUUAGAAUGUCGAGCUCGCCAACUCAACCUACUCAGUCCCAUCCAGUCUCCUCUUUCCCUCAGUCGAAAUGCGCUUCCAAUUCCUUACUGCACUCGUGCUAGCUGUCUUUGCUGUCAGCGCCGCAGCGCUGGCGAAGAAGAGCUACGGCGAGCGCCCUGGGAAUGGCUAUGGUCACGGCGAGAACCACGGGCACGAGCACGAGCACGGUGGCUACGGCGGCGAGCACCACAGCGGCGGCUACUAUGCGCUUGUGAAGAAAGGAUAUGGCCACGACAACGACUACGGCCACCACGAGCAGGAGCACGGCCACGGCUAUGGCCACCAAGGACAUGGAUAUGGCGGACACGGAUACAACUACGCCUAAACAAAGCGAGUCAUGGUCUGGAACCUAUUCUUCGGCCGAAGUGACACUGUAAUAACUCUUAUACUUUUCCGCUCCCGGACAAGGAAUCAGAAAACGUAAAAAACAUAAUCUGUACUACAUCCCUGCAACGAAUCGAUCAAAUGCUGUGCUAUCCAGUCUCUACGAACUUUCCACCGAGGCGAUCUUGGAAAAGACAUCCCCACAGAAGAUUGAACACUCGAGUAGAUGUGGAA